This is a messenger RNA of Choloepus didactylus (southern two-toed sloth), 930 nucleotides long. RefSeq names its product olfactory receptor 4B1-like. The record is from RefSeq and is a predicted model, not a curated record. Gene Ontology annotation, molecular function: olfactory receptor activity; G protein-coupled receptor activity. The transcript has 2 exons. Bases 1 to 930 code for a protein of 309 amino acids. Gene Ontology annotation, cellular component: membrane. Gene Ontology annotation, biological process: G protein-coupled receptor signaling pathway. Lineage: Eukaryota; Metazoa; Chordata; Mammalia; Pilosa; Megalonychidae.
AUGGAAGAAAUUACAAAUGUGACUGAGUUCAUUUUUACUGGCCUUUUCCAGGAUCCAGAGGUGCAGAGAGUCUGCUUUGUGGUGUUUCUUCUCGUGUACCUGGCCACAGUGGUGGGCAAUGGCCUCAUCGUCCUCAUAGUCAGCAUCAGCAAGAGUCUGAAGACCCCCAUGUACUUCUUCCUUAGCUUCCUGUCCCUGGUGGAGAUCAGUUACUCCUCUACAAUUGUCCCCAAAUUCAUUACAGACUUACUUGCCACGAUCAAGUCCAUUUCCCUGGAGGGUUGUCUGGCUCAGUUGUUCUUCUUCCACUUCCUUGGGGUCACUGAGAUCCUUUUGCUAGUGGUGAUGGCUUAUGACCGCUAUGUGGCCAUCUGCAAGCCUCUUCAUUACAUGACCAUUAUGAGCCGUCAACUGUGUCAUGUACUAGUUGCUGGUUCCUGGAUGGGGGGCUUUUUACACUCCAUGAUUCAGAUUCUCAUCACCAUCCAAUUGCCCUUCUGUGGCCCCAAUGUGAUUGACCACUACUUUUGUGACCUCCAGCCAUUAUUCAAGCUUGCAUGCACUGACACUUUUGUUGUGGGGGUUAUUGUGUUUGCCAACAGUGGCUUAUUCUCUGUCUGCUCCUUCCUCAUCUUGGUGUCCUCCUAUAUGGUCAUCUUGGUCAACUUGAGGAACCAUUCUGCAGAGGGGAGGCGCAAAGCCCUCUCCACCUGUGCCUCCCACAUCACAGUGGUCAUGUUGUUCUUUGGACCUGCCAUCUUCCUCUACAUGCGGCCAUCCUCUACCUUCACUGAGGACAAACUGGUGGCUGUGUUCUACACAGUGAUCACCCCCAUGUUGAACCCCAUCAUCUACAAACUCAGAAAUGCAGAGGUGAAAAAUGCCAUAUGGAGGUUGUGGGGUAAGAAAGUGAACUUGGGGAUACAGUGA